GGAAGUGACGUCGUGGUCAGAGGUCACGGCACGCCACUAGGGAACUUGUUUCACAAUGCAGGAUAUUCUUUAUUAUCUUCGCUAAUUAUGGACUGUUGUAUUCUCUUGGCGCUCUGGUACUUAAUUCCACUUUACGCACUGAUUCAAACUUUGCGCUUCAUUUUUGCUGAUGCUGACUUCACUUUACUCUGGGCACGCAUGUUUGGGCGGAGACCAGAAACCGAAUUAAAAGGCUUGGUGGUCUGGAUCACUGGAGCAUCCAGUGGGAUAGGAGAGGAAUUGGCGUAUCAACUGGCAAAGUGUGGCUCUCGGCUCAUUCUUUCGGCCCGUCGUGUGGAUGAGCUUAAUAGAGUGAAACAACGGUGUAUGGAGUGUUCGCAUGUACAAGAGGAGGAUGUUCUUGUUCUUCAACUGGAUUUGCUGGAGAGAAAAUCCUUCAAGUCUAAAACGAACGCAGCUAUCCAGCACUUUGGCAAUAUCGAUAUCCUGAUUAAUAACGGGGGACGUAGCCAGCGGUCUCUGUGCUUGGAGACCAGCGAUGACGUUUAUGAUGCCUUGAUGGAGCUCAACUUCCUCGGCACCGUCUCCCUCACCAAACAAGUCCUGCCUCACAUGAUGCAGCGAGGAACGGGGAGUGUUGUGACUGUUAGCAGCGUGGCUGGCAUCAUCGGGGCUCCCCUGAGAGGAGGAUAUUCAGCCAGCAAACAUGCUCUCCAGGGCUUCUUCAACUGCCUUCGCUCUGAGCUGACGGACUAUCCGAAAAUACUCAUAAGCACCGUGUGUCCGGGGCCUGUGCAGUCAAAGAUCGUCGACAAUUGCUUCACAGAAGAGGUCGACAAGACGAUGGCCCAAGGACAGGACCAGCAGCACAAGAUGAGUACGAGCCGCUGUGGGCGGUGGAUCCUCGUGGGCAUGGCCAACCAGGCCAAGGAGAUGUGGAUAUCCGACCAGCCGGUCCUCGGCUUCUGCUACCUGUGGCAGUACGCCCCUACAUGGGCGUGGUUCCUCACCGCUAUGUUUGGCAAAAGAAUAGUGCAAAAUUUCAAAGCCGGUUUGGAUGCAGAGCGCUUGCACUUUGCAAAACCUAAGGCCAGCUGAGGAGCAACAAUGAAGAGGGAAAGUGCUUUAGUGACGUCUCGAAAAGCCUGCCCUGGAUAUUGAGACGGGGACUUCAAGGUCCUUUAACUGAUUGAAAGAAUCAGAAGAAUCAGAUUGGGAUAAUCCUAAGAAAGCCCUUAGUGAUAAAUCCUACAAUAUACAAGUACAGUUCUUCCAACAGCAACGGUAGUUAUUCUGAAUUUGAGUUAUUUACUAUCAUAAAGACACUCCUUUCCUAUUCAUGCAGCAAGUUUUUUUGGUUUAUUUUUAAUACCGAUUGCUUGAUUAAUGAACUGAAUUACAGAAUUUUCUCCACGAAUGUAAUUAUUUUCACUUGUACAGUUAAUUUUAAACCUAAGGCACACAUCCUUAAAUGGCUACUGGAUUUUUCCCUCACCAUUUCAGAGAAACAAUUAACUUAAUUAUGUUGGCUGUGUUGUGAAUCCGUGUUCGUCUCAGCAUCCGUAUUUUUCAUGAAAAGUUAAAUAACACCACAUGCAGGGAAAUCAUUCCAAGUAAAAUUACAAAUUCACAUUCUCUGACAUUCUGAAAUAUGCUUCUUUGUUUUAUCAAAUUAAAGUUGCCCUUUCGAAAUUCUGAGAGUAUUGCAUCGAUCAAAGAAGGUUUAAAUGUCUGGUUUAUUAAAUACUAAAACCCUAUUUCAUUGCACAACUGAGAACGUCUCAUUUGUGCAUAUGACAAUAAACACUUUGAAUUUAA
This is a messenger RNA of Gadus macrocephalus (Pacific cod), 1818 nucleotides long. RefSeq names its product dehydrogenase/reductase (SDR family) member 7 (gene dhrs7). Gene Ontology annotation, molecular function: oxidoreductase activity. The record is from RefSeq and is a predicted model, not a curated record. The coding region runs from base 88 to 1098 and encodes 336 amino acids. Lineage: Eukaryota; Metazoa; Chordata; Actinopteri; Gadiformes; Gadidae. The transcript has 7 exons.